Molecule: messenger RNA, 3368 nt
Organism: Callithrix jacchus (white-tufted-ear marmoset)
Lineage: Eukaryota; Metazoa; Chordata; Mammalia; Primates; Cebidae
Gene: SCMH1
Product: Scm polycomb group protein homolog 1
Biological process (GO): negative regulation of DNA-templated transcription
Cellular component (GO): nucleus
Molecular function (GO): histone binding; chromatin binding
Source: RefSeq, a predicted model, not a curated record
CGCGCGAGCUCAACGGCCGAGGCGCGCGCCACCUCGCGGCGGGAGGCACGGGGGAGGGGUCGGGGGAGCCCCCGCCCCCGCCCCCGCCCCCGCCUCAGCCGCCGCCAGCUCGGUGGAGCCCCCCGCCGCCCGCCCGCCGCUCUCCGGAGCCGCCCGUCCUCCCCCUUCACGUGUCCCCGCUCCCUCCCUGCGUAGCGGAAACAUGGCGGCGGGAAGGGAGUGAGCCGCCCCGCGCCCCCGUAGCGCCCGCAGAUGGAGAAAUUAGCAUCCAGAGAAACUGACUUGUCAGAAGUCAGAGCAAGGUAUUGGUGGAUCUGGGGAUAAAUCCCAAGCUUCUUAACUCCUAGACCGGUUUUUAAUCCAUUGACUAUGCAGCCUAGUGUGAUAGACUGGAAUGAUGUUAGAAAACACAAAUAUUGUCACCAAUCAGAGUCUGCAUCCCAAUAUCAAGAAGCUGCUGACAUCCUGGAGCUAGGUCAUUUUACCUGGGACAAAUACCUAAAAGAAACAUGUUCAGUCCCAGCGCCUGUCCAUUGCUUCAAGCAGUCCUACACACCUCCAAGCAACGAGUUCAAGAUCAGCAUGAAAUUGGAAGCACAGGACCCCAGGAACACCACAUCCACCUGUAUUGCCACAGUAGUUGGACUGACAGGGGCCCGCCUUCGCCUGCGCCUUGACGGCAGCGACAACAAAAAUGACUUCUGGCGGCUAGUUGACUCAGCUGAAAUCCAGCCUAUUGGGAACUGUGAAAAGAAUGGGGGUAUGCUACAGCCACCUCUGGGAUUUCGGCUGAAUGCAUCUUCUUGGCCCAUGUUCCUUUUGAAGACGCUAAAUGGAGCAGAGAUGGCUCCCAUCAGGAUUUUCCACAAGGAGCCACCAUCGCCUUCCCACAACUUCUUCAAAAUGGGAAUGAAGCUAGAAGCUGUGGACAGGAAGAACCCUCAUUUCAUUUGUCCAGCCACUAUUGGGGAGGUUCGGGGCUCAGAGGUGCUUGUCACUUUUGAUGGUUGGCGAGGGGCCUUUGACUACUGGUGCCGCUUCGACUCCCGGGACAUCUUCCCUGUGGGCUGGUGUUCCUUGACUGGAGACAACCUGCAGCCUCCUGGCACCAAAGUUGUGAUUCCAAAGAAUCCCUAUCCUGCGUCUGAUGUGAAUACUGAGAAGCCCAGCAUCCACAGCAGCACCAAAACUGUCUUGGAACAUCAACCAGGGCAGAGGGGGCGUAAACCAGGAAAGAAGCGGGGCCGGACAUCCAAGACCCUAAUUUCCCAUCCCAUCUCUGCCCCACCCAAGACAGCUGAUUUGAAAUUCCCAAAGAAGAGGGGUCCCAAACCUGGCAGCAAGAGGAAACCUCGGACUUUGCUGAAUCCACCACCCACCUCACCAACAACCAGCACUCCUGAACCAGAUACCAGCACUGUACCCCAAGACGCUGCCACCAUCCCCAGCUCAGCCAUGCAUGCCCCCACAGUUUGUAUCUACUUGAACAAGAAUGGCAGCGCAGGCCCCCACUUAGAUAAGAAGAAGAUCCAGCAACUCCCUGACCAUUUUGGACCAGCCCGUGCCUCUGUGGUGUUGCAGCAGGCUGUCCAGGCCUGUAUCGACUGUGCUUAUCACCAGAAAACUGUCUUCAGCUUCCUCAAGCAGGGCCAUGGUGGUGAGGUUAUCUCAGCCGUGUUUGACCGGGAACAGCAUACCCUCAACCUCCCAGCAGUCAACAGCAUCACCUACGUCCUCCGCUUCCUGGAGAAACUCUGCCACAACCUUCGUAGUGACAAUCUGUUUGGCAACCAGCCCUUUACACAGACUCAUUUGUCACUCACUGCCACAGAGUACAGCCACAGCCACGACAGGUACCUACCAGGUGAAACCUUUAUCCUGGGGAAUACUCUGUCCCGGUCCUUGGAACCACACUCAGAUUCAAUGGACUCUGCCUCGAAUACCACCAACCUUGUCAGCACCUCCCAAAGGCACUGGCCCUUACUUCCAUCCUGUGGCCUCCCAACUAGCACUGCCUCAGCUGUGCGCAGGCUAUGCUCCAGGGGAGUGUUAAAAGGAUCAAAUGAAAGAAGGGAUAUGGAAUCAUUUUGGAAACUAAAUCGUUCCCCAGGGCCGGACCGAUACCUGGAGAGCCGGGAUGCCUCUCGACUGAGUGGCCGGGACCCCUCCUCAUGGACAGUCGAGGAUGUGAUGCAGUUUGUCCGGGAAACUGAUCCUCAGCUUGGACCCCAUGCUGACCUCUUUCGCAAACACGAGAUCGAUGGCAAGGCCCUGCUGCUGCUACGCAGUGACAUGAUGAUGAAGUACAUGGGCCUGAAGCUGGGGCCUGCGCUCAAGCUCUCCUACCACAUUGACCGGCUGAAACAGGGCAAGUUCUGAACCAGGAGAGGCAGCCUAGACAACCAAGGGGUCAGCAGGAGGGGGCAGUCUUCUAGGAAUGAGGGGCAUCAGCCCACCCCAGGCACUUCAUUGGGGUUCCAGGGCACCUCAGGACUCCAAGAGGCUGUGUGGAGCCACCACUCCUAGCUACAGCUGCCAUGAUAUGUCCUUCCAUGAAGGACCAAAGAGGGAGAGUGUAGGGCCCAGGGCUAGUGCUGCUUUUCCCUCCCCUCAGCUCUGCCAGGGCUCCAGGGUCCCCUCUAUUUAUUUCUCAAGCCUGGCCGGCCUAUCACCAGUUUAGACUGAAUGCCUUUCAAGUGAUGGAGGAAAAGGCCAGCUCUGCCCUGGUCUUGGUGUGGCACCCCAUCGCCCCACAGCUCCUACCUUAUCACCAGAUUUCCCUGAAUCCAAACUCAUGGUGCAAACCCCUGCCUUUUUUAAAAAAAAAAUCUUAUUGUUAAUUUAUUGUUUCUGGCACUUGGGCAAACCCUUUAGUUAUUACUCCUCCCACACUAGACACUGGGUUUCGGGAGGAGGGAGAUUGCCCUGCCCUGGUCCCAGAGAGGCCGUCUCCAGAUAGGUGUGGCCCCUCUUCAGAGGACACUAUGCUAGGGCAUUUUCUCUUUGAAGUGGAGAGACCCAUAAGGCCUUGACCACAUCACUCCAUAUGGGAAGGAGAAGGGUUCCUGUCCUCUUCUCUUCCUGGGGCCCUUUUGUAGCCCCAGGCCUCAUCUGUGGGAAGAGAGUCCCUGCCCAUACUGCCCCCACCACAGUUCUGGCCAGAACUGCAGUUGAAGAUCAGGCUGGAUGAUCUUAGGCCAAGAAGGUCCUAAGGUAGAUGCGAGGGCAGGUUUUCCAGGCUGGAGACAGUUCCAUUCACUCUGCUGUCCAUAUGCUUCCUUGUAAGCAAGUCAGCAGCAUAGCUACUCACGCUGCCAUCUGGACUUAUUUUAUGUCAAUCUGUUUAUAAAUAAAAACCAAUAUAGAUA